GUCAUCAUCAUUAUACAUCGUCCUUGAUCCCUUCUCAUGUGUCCCCAAAUAACACCACAGCCCGUCCCAAAAACACACCUACUGCCCCUCCAAAUGAACUCACCCAACACUUAUCACACUCACCUCACAACCACACACCCGCCUCUCUCUCCUUUUCCCCCUCUUCUGCUUCUUCCCCAAAUACAAACUGCCAUGCUGCCUCCCAAAAUACAUCUCCACCAACUUCACCUAAUGAAUUAAACCUUGUUCUAGACUUCAGCAACUACACUUUAGACUAA
Messenger RNA from Dovyalis caffra, 278 nucleotides. Lineage: Eukaryota; Viridiplantae; Streptophyta; Magnoliopsida; Malpighiales; Salicaceae. The record is from the annotation of a GenBank genome assembly.